This is a messenger RNA of Ooceraea biroi (clonal raider ant), 3277 nucleotides long. Its product is annotated as serine/threonine-protein kinase pakG. Gene Ontology annotation, molecular function: protein binding. Lineage: Eukaryota; Metazoa; Arthropoda; Insecta; Hymenoptera; Formicidae. The record is from RefSeq and is a predicted model, not a curated record. Gene Ontology annotation, cellular component: stereocilium tip; plasma membrane; stereocilia ankle link complex.
GUGUCGAACAACCAUCCCCGAGGAUCGCAGGAGGGUGACACAGUGCUGUCGAGAGGGUCGCGUUGGCGGGGCCGAGGGAUUUAUGGAACCACCCCAUGGAUAGUAACAUGUCAACUGCCGCCUUCGUGCAUCGGCCCGGUGGCUCCUCCAGCGCCUCAAGUGCUGGCACGGGAUCAUCGACCGGCGGAGGUCCUGGGAACCCGGCAGGAGGCGGCAGGAUGGCCGUCAUUGGCGUGACUAGACACGUGCGUCUGAGGCGUCGCGGUAACGCCGGCUUCGGAUUCUCGUUACGGGGUGGACGCGAGUACGCGGCUGGUUUCUACGUCAGCGACGUCCAACCAGGCGGCGAAGCUCACAGGAAUGGAUUAAGGGUAGGCGAUCAGAUCUUGCGGGUGAACGGUUACCCGGUGGAGGACGCGGUGCAUCAGGAAGUCGCGCUCCUGGCGAAGAACCAGCAAGUGCUGGUUCUCAAAAUCCGAAGCGUAGGGAUGAUACCCGUGAAGGACAAUCCGAACGAUCCGGUUACCUGGCACAUGGUGCAGCAACAACAACAGCAACUGCAGUACAACGAAACAGGUUUAGGCGGUGUACCGAGCACAGAAGUCAGAAUUCGGAUCCUCGUCGGCGAGAAGGGCCGCCUGGGCUGCGGAGUUUGCAGAGGCAUCGUACCCGGUCUCACCGUUCAGGGCACGAGGGAAGGCGGGCCCGCGCGCGCGGCAGGCCUAAAGGCCGGCGACGUAAUAAUCUGGUGCAAUGGUCAGCGACUCACCGAUCUUCCGUUCGAACGGGCGAUUGAGGUGAUGCGCAGCUCGGCGAUCCUCGACCUCGUGGUGCAACGACCCGCACCCCCGAAUCACCUCUAUGACUGUCCCGAGCCCCUGUGGACGCGCGGUUCCAGCGGCUACGACUCCGAGACGUCCAGCAUGGUGGCCGCCAGUCCCCCGCCACAGCAUCCGAACAAUCCGUCAUCUUCGCCGCAGCAUCAUCAGCAUCACGACAGGAUGCAUCAACGGUAUCCGCGCGACGAUGCCUGCAACAGAAACGGCAGGAUAUGCUGCCCCCUUGCCCUCUCGACCAGCAGCUGCAGUUCCUCCACGGAAUGGGCGCACGUGGAUCAGGCGCCGGAAUGGACGCGAAAACCGAAUAACACGACCGUAAUUCGUGUUAAUCAGAGCUCGAACCAGAAUCAGAACCAGAACCAGAACCACCGGCCUAUACCGGGAGGGCAGUAUCACUUCAACUUGCGCGGCAAUUAUGAGGAUGACAUCGACAACGAGCCACUUUACGACCCCGUGGCGCCCAGGAUCGACUACGAGGUGCACGAUUUCGAUGCGAAUCCGCGGGACGAGGCAAAUCGGCGGCUGGCUUAUCGUCGGGAUAAUGCGAGGCAGCAGGACGUGAUUUACGACGGGCCCGCGGACGACUUGCCCAUGUACCACGGCUCCAAAGAGAACGGCCAAGCGAUCGGUAAUCGAUUGGCGGACCUGCAACUCAUGCAGAGGCAGAGCGAGGCCGAGAGGAAGACGAUAACGACCGUCGAGGUGCAUCAGUCAGUUUGUCCACCUGCGCCGCCGCCGCCGCUUCCCUACAAAUGGCCAGCAGAGGCCAAACCGAUGAACGCCAUGGGCAUGCAAAUGGGCAGCACCAUGUCAAUGGGCAGCACCGGCUCGACGGAGACCGAGUCGAGCCUCGAGUCGUCCUGCAGCAAAGAUUCCGCUUCGACGUCGUCAUCUCUGUCGACUUCGUCCUGCGAGCCGGCGUCCACCGUCUCAUACGGAUCGGCGAGUGGCGGCGGUUCCAACAGCAUCACGAGCAAAACGACGGAGACUUCGACGGCCGCAUAUGCAACACCGCGCAAGGACGCCGUUAGAACCUCGCCAAUCGUUAGCACCGAUCUGAGCACCGCUAUCACGCAGGAGCUGCAGAGGCGAGCGCAGCAGAGGAUGAACAACGCCGCUAAGGCGGAAGCGCCAAAGGAAAAGGCUCCGGAUAGCCGCAAGCCUCAGAAUCCAGAAGCCCUGAGGUCGCAGGAGCAAAAAGUCACACAUGAUAAGCUGAUGGAGGAGUUCAAGCGUGCACACCAAAAGAUGUUCAAUUCCGUUCAGCAAAAGGCGCAGUCGUCGGAUCAAGUUUCCGAGAAGGAACAAGAAAAAAGAGUGCUCAACGUUCAGGCCUCGACAGCGACGACGACCACAACGAUAACAACAACGACAACGACGACGACGACGACGACGACGGGCACUUCGGCGCCACCGCCGGCGCCUCCUCCGUUUCCGCUUCUCUCCAAGAAGCGGGGCAACGACGACGCAGUCGAGAUGCAAAGCAUCGAGUCGUUCAAACUGAAGGAGAUGCCCAGCACAGUGCCGAAGCCACCGUCGACGUAUUUUCCGAUAACGAGCCCGUCCUCAAGCGGAAGUCCGCGCCACGGUGCCGUGACGAAGGCAGCCGGUGGUAAGGACGCUGCGACGAGCCCUGUUGCGGAACUCGUGAAGAUUUCGCCGUCGUCGGUCUCGCCAACCAACGUCGCCCAGUCCGCGAAGUCGAACAGCAAGGUGGCCAUCAGGAUAGGGGCGUACGAGGGUGAAGCCAAGCAGCCAUCCAGACUGGAAUUCUUGCCGCAGCAGACGAACCGCGACAAGAGCGACGACGCGGCCAACAGUCCAGUCGUGUCCAGGCUGCAGAAUGAGCUCGCCGCGACCCUACAGAGAUCGAACCUCAGAAGAAAGACUGAAGGGGAAAAUUCGUCGCCCGUGAAGAAUAUGCCUGAGAACGCGACGUCCAGCAGCGAUACAACGAAUACGGAACUCAGCAAGGUUCCCCAGGGUAACGUCGAGAAGCUCGCGUCCGCCCUCAGCAACAAAGUCACCAUCAAAGUGAAUCCGGAUAACAGUAGUCGAUAAGAAACGUCAUACAAAAAUUGCAAUCGAUUCGCAAGAAAACGUAGGAACGGUUCUUGUACUUUCGUAAAUUUUGUACAUUUUUGCACGUUUCGCUAACCACUUCGAUUUUUAUUAUAAGAGUGAAAGAGACGCUCCCGCUAUUGGUGAGGUUCUUUUACACACUUAUACAUUUUUUAUAUCUUAUUUAUUCGUAUUAUACAUACGCUGAAAAGAGAAGCGAGGGAGCUGACUCUUAUUAAUCGAGACGAGGUUUCACGACCAGUAUUUACCACGUAGUCCCUGUCUUAAAAUGUAAUCUACUGCGAUCGCGGCUAUAUACGAAUCUUAAUGAAAAAUUCGACAAGCAGUUGAAUUUUUAAAUAAAAACGAUGAUACGC